Messenger RNA from Lathyrus oleraceus (garden pea), 1086 nucleotides. Its product is annotated as casparian strip membrane protein 2. The record is from RefSeq and is a predicted model, not a curated record. Bases 282 to 836 code for a protein of 184 amino acids. Lineage: Eukaryota; Viridiplantae; Streptophyta; Magnoliopsida; Fabales; Fabaceae. The transcript has 3 exons.
AUUAAUAAAUUUUGCUUAUGUGAACAAAUAUGUAUCAUCCUUAAAUUCUUAGUCAUGCAUGAUUUAAAAUGAAAAAGUUCCCUACUAGUAUGUUAUCACCAUUAUGCACUCCCAAUUAUAUAGUGCCAAUUAAUUUCAUGCUUAUGUCAAAGCCACUUCAACCUUAGCAAACCUAAUCCACUAUAAUUAUUGUAACAAAAUCAGUAUAUAAAUAAGUACCAUUUUGAUACUUAUUCACUCUCAAGUGAAGUGAAGAGAAUCUAAGUUGAGAAGAAAAAAAAAUGAAGAUUAGUGCAAUAGAGAGUGGAGAAGUUUCUUCAUCCCCAAGAAAAGGGAUGAAGAGAGGGUUAUCAAUAAUGGACUUUAUUUUGAGAGUUUUUGCAGCUGUAUGCACACUUGCAAGUGCUUUGAGUAUGGGAACAGCAAAAGAAACUAUGCCUUUUGCGACGCGGUUUUUUCGAUUCAGAGCUGUUUUUCAUGAUCUUCCUAUGUUUGUGUUUUUUGUGACCACCAAUUCUAUUGUAUGUGGCUACCUAGUUCUUUCACUUGUUCUCUCAUUCUUCAACAUUGUAAGGACUAUUGCAAUGAAAAGUAGGAUUCUCUUGGUCUUUCUCGACACGGUUAUGUUUGGUCUUGUUACAAGUGCGGCUUCAGCAGCAGCAGCCAUAGUUUAUGUAGCUCACUAUGGAAAUCCAAAUGCUAACUGGUUUCCUUUCUGUCAACAAUACAACUACUUCUGCGGACGCAUUUCGGGUUCGCUAAUUGGCUCUUUCAUUGCAGUUGUUGUGUUCAUCAUGCUUAUUCUCAUGUCAGGAAUAUCAAUAAGCAGGAAUUGAAAUGGUUGCCAUGGAAUUGUUGUGGCUUGGUGUGUAAAUAGCCUAAAUUCUGAUAUGUGUUUGCCUAGUUUUCUUUGUUGCGCGCAGAUAAUACUCGGUUUCGGCAUAGAUGAAAUCAUUUGUAUAUUUCAUUUUAUUUUCACCAAAUGUUGCAAGAAAAUAAAAUGAAAAACAGUCCACUUGCGAAUAAAGUAAUUUUAAGAGAAUGAAUGUUACAUUAACCAAACUCAAACAUAAUUGUGAGUACUAG